CUGCAUUACAGACACAGACCUGCAAACAGCUAUGGUUGUGACUGAGUUUCCUCCUGACAUCUGAGCCUUUUUCAUGCUUCAAGGAAAGCUUGCUUGGAGGAGCAUGGAAUCUGGAAUGAAGCCAGAGGGCAGGGCUGAAAGGGAACAUUUAAAUGCUGCAACUCAGAGAUUCACACAGAAGACCAGACACAAUUUUGAAGAGUCGCCCAGAAGAAGACAACAAUGUCAUCACUACCUGUGCCAUACAAACUUCCUGUGUCCUUGUCUAUUGGUUCCUGCGUGAUAAUCACAGGGAGACCGAAACUCUCUUUUCUCAAUGAUCCACAGCUGCAGGUGAAUUUCUACACUGGGACAAAUGAGGACUCAGAUAUUGCCUUCCAAUUCCGAGUGAACUUUGGCAAUUGUGUGGUCAUGAACACUCGUGAGAUUGGGAUGUGGAGGUGCGAGGAGAAAUGCUACAAUGUGCCCUUUGAGGAUGGCAAAUCAUUUGAGCUGCGCGUCUAUGUGCAUUACGAUGAAUACAAGGUAAUGGUAAAUGGCCAACGCAUUUACAACUUUCUUCAUCGAAUCCCGCCACUAUUUGUGAAUAUGGUGGAAGUGUGGGGAGAUGUCUCCCUGACCAGAGUGCUUGUCUGCAAUUGAGGAAGAUAAUCACACUCCUCAUUGUUAAGAAAUCCCUCUUUCUACAUGACCAUGGAAUUCCCGGAGCCUGCUAACAAAAUAAUCCCUCCUCACCUCUUGCCCCUACACUUGGUCAUUAAAACAGCACCAAACC
This is a messenger RNA of Saimiri boliviensis boliviensis (Bolivian squirrel monkey), 775 nucleotides long. RefSeq names its product galactoside-binding soluble lectin 13. Lineage: Eukaryota; Metazoa; Chordata; Mammalia; Primates; Cebidae. Gene Ontology annotation, molecular function: carbohydrate binding. The record is from RefSeq and is a predicted model, not a curated record.